Molecule: messenger RNA, 3063 nt
Organism: Punctularia strigosozonata HHB-11173 SS5
Lineage: Eukaryota; Fungi; Basidiomycota; Agaricomycetes; Corticiales; Punctulariaceae
Exons: 9
Coding region: 1-3063 (1020 amino acids)
Biological process (GO): carbohydrate metabolic process
Molecular function (GO): hydrolase activity, hydrolyzing O-glycosyl compounds; carbohydrate binding
Source: RefSeq, a predicted model, not a curated record
AUGGCCGUCUUCGCGGCCUGCGCCGCGUUUCUCCUCCUCCUCGCCACCGCCGCCGGCCGCGAGCUCUCCGCGCUCCAACGCGGUCUCUACGGCCCCUCGCGCGCGCUCGGAUCCCGCGACGUGCCGCACUCGCUCAACGUGUCGACCUGCCCGGGAUACGCCCUCACCGCGCUCAGGGAGAGCGAGCACGGACUGACGGCCCAGCUCGACCUCGCCGGCCCCGCGUGCAACGCGUUCGGCACCGACUUUGCCAACCUGACCAUCAGCGUCACCUACGAGACGCAGACGAGACUGCACGUCUCCAUCGCGGACGCCAACCGCUCCAACUUUGUCGUCCCCGACUCCGUCCUCCCCCGCCCGCACGGCACGCACCCCAAACCCGCCUCCGACCUCGUCUUCCACUACCACCCGCGCCCCUUCGCCUUCUGGAUCACCCGCCGCUCCGCGCCCGCCCACGCCGCCCCGCUCUUCGACACCCGCCCUUCCUCCCUCCCCGCUACGCCCCUCCCGCCGUUCGUCGCGGGCGACAACAGCACCGCGCUCGACGGCUUCCCCCUCGUCUUCGAGGACCAGUACCUGCAACUUACCUCGGCAUUACCUAAAGGCACGAACAUUUACGGCCUCGGCGAGGUCGUCGCCUCCGCCGGCGUCCGGCGCGACGUCGGCGUCGACGCCGACGGCAACCCCACCCGCGGCACGGUCCAGACCAUGUGGGCGCGCGACAUCGCGGACCCGGUGGACGAGAACGAGUACGGGAUCCACCCGUUCUACAUCGAGCAGCGCUAUCCCGAUCCCUCCUCCUCCUCCUCCUCCUCCUCCUCGUCCCAAUCUGAGCGCGAGUCGAAAUCGGAAGCGCACGGCGUGUUCCUCGCCUCCGCCGCCGGCUCGGACGUCCUCCUCGCCACCCCGCCCGGCUCGCCCGUCUCCCUGAUCGAAUACCGCCUCCUCGGCGGCACCCUCGACUUCUACUUCCUCUCCGGCCCGGACCCCCUCUCCGUCGCCGAGCAGUACUCGGAGAUCGUCGGCACGCCGACGUGGCAGCCCUACUGGGCCUUCGGCUUCCACCUCUGCCGCUGGGGCUACGCGAGCGUGAACGAGACCAAAGAGCAGGUGGCGGCGAUGCGCGCGGCGGGGAUCCCGCUCGAGGUGAUGUGGAACGACAUCGACGUCUACCGCGCCUUCCGCGACUUCACGUCCGACCCCGUCUCCUUCCCUGGAGCGGAGAUGCGCGCCUUCGUACGGGAGCUGCACGCGGACCACCAGCGGUACGUCCCGAUCGUCGACGCCGCCGUGGCGCACGUCGUGAACAACGGCACGGACGUCUACGACCCGUACACCUCGGGCGCGGAGAGGGACGUGUUCGUCAAGAACCCGGACGGGAGCGCGUACGUGGGGCAGGUGUGGCCGGGCUAUACGGUGUUCCCGGACUGGUUCAGCGAGGAAGCGGCGGGCUGGUGGGCGGAGGCGCUCCGGAACUGGACGGACGGCGGGGUGACGUUCGACGGAUUGUGGCUCGACAUGAACGAGGCGAGCUCGUUCUGCGACGGAAGCUGCGGCACGGGCAUCGACAUUUCGAACACGAGCACGCCGUUCCUCCUCCCCGGCGUGCCCGGAAACCCGGUCUCGACCUACCCCGAAUGCUACGACGUCGACCGGUUCGGACCGAGCGGGAACAUCACCGUCAACGGCACCCUCACCUGCAACGCCACCUCGUCCUUCUCCGCCGCCCUCACCGAGCGCGCCGAUCUGGUGGAGAGGAAGAAGGAUGAGAAGAAGGAUGAGAAGAAGGAGAGGAAGAAGGAUGAGAAGAAGCGGAGGGGAUUGGGCGCGGGCGGGCAGCCCGACGUCGAGCUCAACGCGCCGCCGUACGCGAUCCACAACGGGAACGGCCGGCUGUCGCUCCACGCGCUCGCCACGAACGCGACGCACGCCGGCGGCUUCGUCGAGCUCGACACGCACAACCUCUGGGGCACGAUGGAGGCCAUCGCGUCGCACAAGGCGUUGCUCGACAUCCUUCCCGGAAAACGGCCGUUCAUCAUCAGCCGGUCGACGUUCGCCGGAGCCGGACGCUGGACGGGCCACUGGCUCGGCGAUAACUUUAGUUUGUGGAGUUAUAUGCGGUACGCGAUCCAGGGCGUGCUCCAGUUCCAGAUGUUCCAGGUGCCCAUGGUCGGCGCUGACACUUGCGGCUUCAACGGCAACACCGAUGAAGAGUUGUGCAACCGCUGGAUGCAGCUUUCUGCCUUCUUCCCCUUCUACAGGAACCACAACGAGCUCGGCGCGCUCUCGCAGGAGCCCUACCGCUGGGACAGCGUCGCCAACGCGUCGCGCACGGCCAUCGCCACCCGCUACGCCCUCCUCCCCUACUGGUAUUCGCUUUUCGCCAACGCGUCGACGCGCGGUACGCCGCCCGUGCGCCCGCUCGCGUUCGCCUUCCCGGACCAGCCCGCGCUCGCCGGCCUCUCGGACCAGUUCCUGGUCGGCCCGAACGUGCUCGUCACGCCCGUCCUCGAGCCGAACGCGACGUCCGUGACGGGCGUCUUCCCCGCCGGCGCCGUCUGGCGCGACUGGUACACCCACGAGCUUGUGAACAUGAACGUGAAUGGGGACGGGAACGGGACGGCGACGGCGACGCUGGACGCGCCGCUGGGGCAUAUCAACGUGCACGUGAGGGACGGCGCGGCGAUGUUGUUGCACGCCGAGCCGGGGUAUACGACGACCGAGACGCGCGAGGGCCCGUACGAGCUGUUGGUCGUGCUCACCGCGGACGGGCACGCGCAGGGAGAGGCGUACGUUGACGACGGGAUCAGCGUGCAGCCCACCCCGAGCAAGACCGUCAAGUUCGUGGCGUCGCACGGCAAGCUGACGGUCAAGCCCGAGGGCAAGUACGAGAUCGCGCCGAAGCUGACGCGGGUCACGAUCCUCGGCGCGCCGCACGCGUCGUCGGUCGAGGUCGGCGGGAAGAAGGCGGCGCACGUGUCGGUCGACGCCGGGCUGCAGAAGGUCGUCGUGAGCGGGUUGGAGCUCGACCUCAACCGGGCGCAGACGAUCACCUGGUCCUGA